Molecule: messenger RNA, 5542 nt
Organism: Ochlerotatus camptorhynchus
Lineage: Eukaryota; Metazoa; Arthropoda; Insecta; Diptera; Culicidae
Product: protein pygopus-like
Exons: 3
Coding region: 1260-3755 (831 amino acids)
Source: RefSeq, a predicted model, not a curated record
AAACUCAAGUUUACGAUUAUUUUGUGUGUUGAGUCCGCAAGCGAGUGUCCCGCGCGUAGAAAGCGAUUUUUCCAGUGGAAAUAGUGUAUUUUGCCGGGCAGAAUAGUUGCCAAGCGCGAGACUAGUGCCGGAGGAAUGUUUUUCCGGUCGCCGGGCUCGGAAACGCGCUGAACCUGGCAAGUUUUCCGUCGGUGUAAAACUCAGUUCCCCGUUCGUUCGCGCGGUGCGUGUGUGUCGUCCUCUGCCGUCUCCAUCGCGGAGUACCAGACGUUCAGUGUGUGCAUAGGAGGAAAAGAGUAGCAGCAUACUACAAUACCAAUACAAUAUCCGAAAGCACCCCGAAAGAGUAUAGCCAAAAAGUGGGAAAAAGAAUAAUAUUCUCUUGUUUUGUUCCGGAUUGGACGGCGCAACGGGAGGUACUGUCUGUGAAGGAAGUGCCGUUGGAAGAUUCACCCGGGAAGGCGGUGCAUCCGUCUUUCAGGGGGGUGGUACCAUUCGGAGCAUUCCUGUCGUGAUGUUUUGAUCGAGGAAUCCUGGGAUACGACGAACGGGAAGAAGAAGCCUGGUGCUGCUAGCUGCUGCUCUGUGGUGUACCAGCGAACAAGAGCUUUGGCUCGAUCCAUUUGGAGUAUUUGAGUGUUCGAAAGUGAGUGCAAGGGAGAUAGCACUAGGCAGCAGCAUUAAGGACUCCUCUGGGAUACAAGACUAGCAAGGAGUACUGGCCAGUGGAGCGCUUCCGGGAUGUGGGACUAGGCAACCGGAAUGCUGGACGUGAUACGCAAUGCCAAAACCUCCAGGAAUGCAUUUAUCUCGCCUGCAACGACAGAACAGAGCUAAAAUGGACAGUACAGCCUCAGACCCAGUGACCCGACCUGCGUAGGGCAAACGUAGUGCUUUGAUCCGGCAAAUGAUUAUACUAUGCUGGUGGAUAGCAUAGAUCCAACUGUUAGAACUGUUGGGAUGUGUCAUAUAAAGCAAAAAAGCACCGCCGAAUAGUAGUGUAUAAGAAAAACAAAAACAGUGAAACAAACCGUGAAAGUAAUAACCAAAAGAGCAAUAACACUUUGUAAUCCAACAACGCACUUAUUAGCACAGCAGCAGUAGGGUGACACGUUAGUGUACUAUCGAUAGUGAAUGUGUAUAGUCUUCGUUUUAAUCUGGUGUUCAGUCGUCCCAGUAAGUGUAUCCUCCGGUUGAGCAAUCAAACAGGCGCGCGGUUCCUGCAGCUGUUUAGUGCUGUCACCGGGGUUAGCAAAGUAAUGACACAUAAUCUGGGAAUGGCUUCCUACCGUAUGCCAGGACCCGGACUCGGUUGUCCGCCGGAUUUCAAAUCACCCUCGGAAUCACCCCAGCUGCCAAUUUCUGCGCCGAGUCAACCGAAAAAGCGGAGGAAAACAUCGAACGCUAACAAUGCGAACUCAGCAGCCUCGCAACCGACGCCAUCUCCCUCGCCCCAGGAUUUACUGCCACCUCCGCCUACCGGAUACGGCGAUACGAUCAUUGCGUCGAAUCCCUUUGACGAUACGCCCACGCAUACGCCUUCGCCCCACUUAAGUCACAUGCAUCACGGAGGUCCGGGAAUGAUGGGCCACAUGGGCGGAGGUGCUAUGGGACAUGGUGGUCCAAUGGGAAUGGGUCCCAUGGGUAUGCAUCCUCAUCACAUGACCGGUCCCAUGAGUCAUCAUGGGCCUCCACAUGGACCCCCUCAUGGGGGGCCUCAUGGUGGACCUCAUGGCGGUCCAAUGCAUGGAAUGCCACCUCAUGGAAUGGGACACGGGCCAGGACAUGGAUCUCCCCAUCAUGCCAUUGGGCCGCACGGUCCAAUGGGACCUGGAGGGCCACAGGGUCCACCGAUGCGAGGUAUGAGCCCAAUGGGAAUGGGCAGCCCCAUGGGUCAUCCAAUGCAUAUGAACUCUGGCAUGGGACAAAUGGGUGGAAUGGGCCCUCAUGGACCUAUUCAACGAGGAGGAAUGAGUCCCAUGGGAACGAUUCCUGGUGCUCAAAUGGGUGGAUUGAGUCCAAUGGGUGGUAUGAAUCAAAAUUUGUCCCCCAUGGGUCCGAUGGGUGGCAUGUCACCGAUGAGUCAGCAACAAAUGAACAAUAAAUCCGUCGGAAGUCCCAUGAGUGGAGGAAACAUCGGCAGCCCGAUGAAUUCAAUGCCUGGAAUGGGCUCACCUCACGGAGGCCAAGGACAGAUGAUAGGAAGUCCGAUGAAUACGAGUGGUGGUCAUAUAAACAAUGGCCCUAUGGGUCCCCCCAUGAACAGUCCCCUCGGAAAUGGUCCCCCAAAUCACGUUCCCUUAGGUCCCAAUUCGGCCGGCCAUAGUCAACCGGUGUCGUCCGCGGGACCAACUGGUGGUGGUCAAACGUCACCGAACGUAGCCGGAGUAAAUAGUAAUAAUAGGAUGAACCUACCCAAUGGUGCAAUGGCAAAUCAGCAAUCAGGGAACCUUAAUCAAUUACCUCAUCAGCUGGGUCCUCAACAGCAAUCGAAUAAUAGUCAGCAGGGUCCCCAGGGACAAUCCCAACAACAGCAUGCAAAUAACCAACAACAUAUACAAGUGAGUCAACCGCACCCGUCGCCUUCGAUGGUGACGAAUCAACAACAGCAACCGAAUCAAUCUCCUGCCGCUCAGUCCCAGCCACUUCCACCUCAUCCUCCUCAUCCGCAGCAACAGCAAUCACACGCUUCUCCGCUACCACAGCAAUCGCCCCAUGCUCAACACGCCCAGGGACCAGGUGCUAGUAGUGGGCCCGUAGGUAGUGGUCCAGGUUCUGGAGGAAGUGGACAUGGCGGUCCUAUGGGACCUGGAGGACCUCAGCAGCAGCAAAUGAACCCAGGUGGUAUUGGAGGACCGGGAAGCAAUAGUUUAGGCGGUAUGAACCCAGCUGGUAUGGGUCCCGGUGGAAUGGGAGGAAUGCCACCGAAUUCAAUGGGCAGUAUGAACCACCAUCCACCUCACCAUCCCGGAAAUCAUCCUGGUAAUCAUCCUGGAAAUCAUCCCGGAAAUCAUCCCGGAAAUCACCCCGGAAAUCAUCCUAGUAAUCAUCCUGGUAAUCAUCAGCAGAAUCCUCACAUGCCACCGUCGUUGGGAGGUGGUGGAGGAGGACCGAACAGCAUGCAUCAUCACAUGGGAAUGCCACCUCACGGAAAUAUGCCACCUGGUCACGCGGGACACAGGCCACCAAUGGGACCAGGAGGACCAAUGGGUCCCGGAGGACCCGGUGGAAUGGGCAUGGGAGGGCCAAUGGGCGGCCCAAUGGGACAUAUGGGUGGAAUGGGCGGCGGUAUGGGUGGCAGUCCGUUGCAUUCUCCCCACAUGAUGGGUGGUCCGAUGGGAGGUGGCCCAGGUGGACCAGGAGGACCGAUGGGUGGUCCUGGUGGACCUAUGGGCGGACUGGGCCCGCCAGGAAAUGGACCUCCUCCGAAUCAUCACCAUCACAUGGGAAUGUUCGGUCCCAAACCGAUGCCGGUGACGUCGGGGAAACUGUACCCACCGGACCAGUCGAAAGUGUUCAACCCGCAGAACCCGAAUGCACCACCGAUCUAUCCCUGCGGUGGCUGCCACAAAGAAGUGCAUGACAACGAUCAAGGAAUACUGUGCGAAUCUGGCUGCAACUUUUGGUUCCAUAGGACGUGCAGUGGUCUGACGGAGGCGGCUUUUAACUUCAUCCACGCGGAAGUGUACGCCGAAUGGUGCUGCGACAAGUGUCUGUCUUCCAAGAACAUACCGCUGGUCAAGUUUAAACCGUAGUCAACCAUGGGCAACGUGGGCCACCAGCUGAUGAUGCCCAUGACGAGGUGACAACGACAGAAAAGUCCGAAGCAGCCGCAGCAACAGCCGUAGCCAGGAUUGAGCACAGUGGUGCAGCUACUACAGUAAAUUAUUGUUUGUGUGCUUUUAGUAGGUCAUUGUGAGCAUUGUGGUGUGCGUGACGUGGAUGAGUGUGGGUGUAAAUAGCGAAACCGUGCGAGGUGGUGUAAAAACAGAUUGAAUGUGACUGACGACCAGUGCUAGAUGCAUGGGACAAGAUUCGUUUGGUUUUAUGAACAUUUUGACGAUAAAAAAAAAACCGUGAGGAAUAGCUAAAUUCUUGGUAAGGAAAUCGAACUGCUUAAGCAAACAGUGUGCAAAAAGGAAAAUGAAGAAAUGAAGACAGCGACAUACUAGUGUUCUUAAGAGAAAUAACGAGAAAGGAAAGCAAAUGCAGUAGUUAGUAAAAAGAAGCGAAACGGUGAAACAUAACCAAGCAAACAUAUAUAAAAAGUGGAAGCACAGCGCCAUAGUUGUUUUUCUUAUUUUCCUUUCAGUGCACACACACACACUUACAGAUACAGAAACCACUUGAUCCGAGACUUUGUCGAAGAUUAAGAAACAAACACAGUGUAUAAACACAGAAACGCGAGCAAUGUUUUCUAUGAAAGUAAGAGAGUAGUGAGACAGAGAGAAAGAGCGAGCGAGAGAGCGAGAGAAAGAGAGCAAGAAACACAUAAAGUUUAAGUUUUAGCGCAUUAAGAAAAUGAAAUCAAAAAUGGCCUUCUCAAAUAUAUACACAUAAAGUAUGGUUUAAUUAUUAUAAAAAAAAGAGAAAAAGCAGAAAAAAUAACUGAUAAGUAAGUGAAAUAUUUAAAUUAUUUAAACGCUAUUCCCGAUGUGCAAAACGUGUGCUGGACCAGUAAUGUGCGAACACAGCAUAAACUAACAGCAAAGCUCAAGUUGACUGUUCAGUUGGCAAAGUCUGCAAACAACUAAUCCUCCUCCAUUGAGCCAUUUUAUUACCUAGUAGGUAUUCGCAGUUUUCAUUUUGCGAUUCAAUCAGUCAGGAUUUCCCAGGUCACCUCAGUUUCAGGAAUCACAAACAAAAAAAAAGAAAACUAACUAAAGCAGACUCGACCUAGCUCCGACUUGGCGUUUACAAUAAAAAAAAACUGCGUUCAUAUGUUGAGUCGAAUAAUUUACUAAGGUAAAAUGUAAAAAAAAAGUAUAUAGAGUUACAACAAUGAAAAAGAGAUUAUUCAACUAACAAGCGACACGCUUAUUGCCUUCCGCGUUACUUUUUUCCUCCUCGUCCUUCAGUUUAGUUAGUGCGGUAUGAUUUAGGUUUUUUUUUUCUUGUGUUCGCAGCAGCUCGCUUGGCCACCCCCUUCUAUCGUAGGCAAUGCGAGUGCAGCAUCUCUCGAAAGCUGUGAAAUCGAAACCCAGUGUGUAGUAAACGACGAACAUUUUUUUUUUCUUAACGACGGUGUGCAUAGGAUUCAGAGUUGAGUUUUCGAACUUUUGCGCACUGCUGGGAAGGGACAAAUCAACUAACUAAUAAAACACACAGCUACCUUACCACAGGUGCGAGAUCGAGAGAGAAGAGAUAAGCGAGAGUGAGACGCAAAUGAGCAUCCAAUUAACGAAUGCUACGUUGUAAGAGAAUGAUUUUUUUAGUUAAUUCUUAUAAUCUUAAUGUGUUUAAUUUUCUUGUACAUAUAGAUUUUUAGUGAGCAUUAUUUGUUAUUUUUUAAUAUAACCAAUAAAUUUUAAUCAAUCUUAAA